AGGAAUUACUCAUAUUUGGGAAGCAGAGGUUUUAAUUAUAUAUUUGUUUUUGUUAUUUUUGUCGGCACUCAAGAAUCCAAUUACUGGUCAUAUAAUUCGCUAUCAUACACAGCGCCUCGCUCGCUGAAAGGUGACAUGCCGUAAACCUUGAUCUAAUUGGACGUUUCGAUUGUCAUUAUCAAUUUGCGAAAUAAGUUUCUGCCCGUUUGUAUCUAAUCUGAAAUGUACGGCCAGCCUUCGUCCGUGUUUUAUAUUAAUUUGGCCAUGCUCUCUGGCCAGUUUACUAGUCUAGUUCGAGAAACCCAACUGGCAAGAUGUCGGGGCUUGGAAUAAUAUACCUUCUGGUACUGCUGCAAGUGGUGCUAAACUCUGGCAAACCCCUGCCAGGAGGUGUCUAUGAUCCGGAGGAGGUGGCCGGCUUUGUGGAGGGGGAUAUGAUGCUGACGGUGGAGCAGCAAAGAAGGCUGGAGCAUGGUGCUCCAAUGGGCCGCAAUGGACUCAUCAAUACGGAAAAGAGAUGGCCCGGCAAUGUGGUGGUCUACAGGAUCUCCGAUGACUUUGAUGCGGCGCACAAGAGUUCCAUCCAGACUGGCAUCGAUACCUUGGAGCAGAACACCUGUUUGAAGUUCAGGGAAGCCACCGACGAGGAUACGGCCUAUUUGACCAUUACGGCCAAGUCCGGAGGUUGCUACACAGCGGUGGGAUACCAAGGGGCGCCGCAGGAAAUGAACCUAGAGAUUUACCCGCUGGGCGAAGGAUGUUUCAGGCCAGGGACCAUCCUGCACGAGUUCAUGCACGCCCUGGGAUUCUAUCACCAACAGAGCUCGGCCAUACGAGAUGGUUACAUAAACGUGGUCUAUGACAACAUAGUGCCCGGCAAGGAGUUUAAUUUCCAAAAGUAUGCCGACACAGUGGUGACUGAUUUUGAAAUGGGUUACGACUACGACAGCUGUCUGCAUUAUCGACCAGGAGCCUUCUCCAUCAAUGGCGAGGAUACCAUUGUUCCGCUGAAUGCCACUGCGCAAAUUGGACAGCGAGUGGGUCUCAGCUCAAAGGAUAUUGAUAAGAUCAACAUUAUGUACAAGUGCCCCAUUCAGCUGUGAUCUAGAAUCGGGUAGACUGUGUACUAGUCAAUUGUGAUAUAUAUAUAGCUAUACUUUUCGGCCAUCAACUGAAGCGAUUAGAUCGGUUUUAUUGAUCUACGCUGUCAUUGUCAAUGAGGUCUGUACUAUUUAUAAAGAAGCGUAAAUUAAAGCCAUAUUCCUGUA
Messenger RNA from Drosophila subpulchrella, 1268 nucleotides. Its product is annotated as seminal metalloprotease 1. The record is from RefSeq and is a predicted model, not a curated record. The coding region runs from base 315 to 1103 and encodes 262 amino acids. Gene Ontology annotation, biological process: proteolysis. Lineage: Eukaryota; Metazoa; Arthropoda; Insecta; Diptera; Drosophilidae. Gene Ontology annotation, molecular function: zinc ion binding; metalloendopeptidase activity. The transcript is spliced from 2 exons.